Molecule: messenger RNA, 2242 nt
Organism: Cynara cardunculus var. scolymus (artichoke)
Lineage: Eukaryota; Viridiplantae; Streptophyta; Magnoliopsida; Asterales; Asteraceae
Product: ABC transporter G family member 15-like
Exons: 9
Coding region: 1-2100 (699 amino acids)
Cellular component (GO): membrane
Molecular function (GO): ATP binding; ABC-type transporter activity; ATP hydrolysis activity
Source: RefSeq, a predicted model, not a curated record
AUGGAGAUAGAAGUCGGAAAAAGUGGUGGUGGUGGUAGCACGGCGGAACAUGGCGAUCGUGAUGACGAUGGUGGUGGUGGAAUAAGUAUGGGCCCGAGUAUGAGUAUGAGGGAACGAGCGACUUAUUUGGUGUGGCAAGAUCUACGGGUGAUGCUUCCAAGCACGGGUGAUGGACCAACCAAGAAGUUGCUCCAUGGUCUCAAUGGAUUUGCUGAACCAGGUCGACUCAUGGCUAUCAUGGGUCCUUCUGGUUCCGGCAAAUCUACACUUCUCGAUGCAUUAGCAGGUAGACUGUCGAAGAAUGUUGUGAUGACCGGAAAUAUUCUACUUAACGGGGAGAAGAAGAAACUAACCUAUGGCGCAGUCGCUUAUGUGACACAGGAAGAUGUUCUAAUGGGAACCCUGUCGGUGAGGGAAACAAUCACGUAUUCGGCCCAUCUGAGGCUUCCAACCACAAUGACAAAUGAAGAGAUUCAAGAUACGAUCGAGGGAACGAUAAUGGAGAUGGGGCUUGAGGAUUGUGCGGAUAGGUUGGUCGGAAAUUGGCAUUUGAGGGGUAUAAGUGGCGGGGAGAAGAAAAGACUCAGUAUUGCACUUGAAAUUCUAGUAAGACCACGUUUGUUGUUUCUGGACGAACCAACGAGUGGUCUUGACAGUGCAUCAGCGUUUUUCGUGGCUCAUGCUCUUAGAAGCGUGGCUCGUGAUGGAAGAACCGUCGUUUCUUCCAUUCACCAGCCGAGCAGUGAAGUUUUCGCGUUGUUUGACGACUUGUUUCUUUUAUCGGGAGGCGAAACUGUCUACUUUGGAGAAGCAAAAGAUGCUAUAGAGUUUUUUGCGGAAUCGGGGUUCCCAUGUCCAAUCAAGAGAAAUCCAUCCGAUCAUUUUCUACGUUGUAUCAACUCGGAUUUCGACGUCGUAACGGCCACGCUCAAAGGAUCAUCCAGAAUUUACGAAGGACGAGAAGAAGCAGACCCUUUAAAAAAUUUGGCAACAGCUGAGAUCAAAACGACCCUAGUAGAGAAAUACAAAUGGUCUAAACAAGCUGCGAAAUCCCGGUCGAAAGUGAAACACAUGUCGACAUUCCGUGGACCCGAGACCAGAAUGAGCACGGCGAGCCAAGUAGGAUGGUGGAAGCAACUUACGACACUCACUCGACGAUCUUUUGUAAACAUGUCGAGAGAUAUGGGAUAUUAUUGGUUACGAAUCAUUAUUUAUUUGGUCGUAUCGAUAUGCGUUGGGACGAUCUUCUUUGAUGUCGGAUUGAGUUAUACGGCCAUGAUCGCGAGGGGAGCGUGUGGCGGUUUCAUAACGGGGUUUAUGACUUUCAUGUCCAUCGGGAGCUUCCCUUCGUUUAUCGAAGAUAUGAAGAUUUUUACUCGGGAACGACUCAACGGCUACUACGGGUGUGCGGUGUUUAUAUUGUCGAACUUCCUAUCUUCGUUCCCGUUCUUGGUUGCGGUUUCCCUUCUCACUGGAACGAUCACUUGGAACAUGGUCAAGUUCAAUCACGGAUUCUCUCGAUACGCUUUCUAUUGUCUCAACCUCUUCGGCUCGAUUGCAGUGAUCGAGAGCUGUAUGAUGAUUGUUGCAUCUCUCGUUCCCAAUUUCUUGAUGGGGCUCGUAACCGGGGCUGGCGUUCUAGGAAUCAUGAUGAUGACCUCCGGUUUCUUUCGCCAACUUCCCGAUCUUCCGAAACCGUUUUGGCGAUACCCCGUAUCGUAUAUAAACUACGGAUCGUGGGCGAUACAGGGAGGAUACAAGAAUGAUUUGAUCGGUUUGGUAUUCGACGGAUUAGCACCAGGAGACCCGAAAAUCACGGGAGCGGAUGUAAUAACAAAGUUGUUCCGAUUGCCGUUGAGUCACUCUAAGUGGUGGGAUUUGUUCGCGAUAUACGCCCUUCUUGUGAGUUACCGAACGUUGUUCUUUUUAGUUCUGAAGCUGAAGGAGAAAGCGUUACCGAUUUUCCAGUCGAUGUAUGCAAAGAGAACGAUUCAUCGACUAAAAAGACGAGCUUCAUUCACGAAGUUCCCGUCGUCAAGACGAUAUCAAAGCCUUCGGGCUUUGGCGACACAAGAGGGUCUUAACUCCCCGAUCCCAUAGCUUAAAAACAUCACAUUGAAAACAUACCGAUAACAAUAAUAUGUACUAAAAAUAAAUUCUCGUACACAAAACAUUUAUACAACGAUUAUUGCUUCCAUCGGUAUUACCCGAUGUUGAUAAAUAAAUUAAUUGUGUUUUAGUA